GCCGCAUUCGCCGCCCGUUCGCUGCCGCGUUCACGUCGCUGAGCCCCGGGCUGCGGAGCCGCCGCGCACGGGACACGGCCCGGGGCUGCGUCGGGACCAACCCCGCAGAGCAGCGCGCCGGACCCGGCACGGCCAUGAGGGACGGCCCGGGCCCCCGGUACCUCGCGCACCUCGCGUGGAUGUGGCUCUUCGCCGCCGUGCCGCGCGGCGGGGCCAAGGUGCUGGAGCGAACCUUCGAGGAGUGGAUGCGGUACCGGGACGAGUGCCUGCGGAGGAUGGCGAGCGAGCCCUACCCCGCAGGGCUCUUCUGCAACCGCACGUUUGACAUGUACGCCUGCUGGCCCGAUGGCAGCCCCGGCACCGCCGUCAACGUCUCCUGCCCCUUCUACCUGCCCUGGUUUGAGAAAGUGAAGCACGGGCUGGUGAGCCGGCGGUGCGGUGCCGACGGGCAGUGGGUGACGGUGAACGGCAGCCAGCCCUGGCGGGACUACUCGCAGUGCGAGGAGGAGCUGGAGGACGGCGCGGAGGAGGAGGGUGCCCGCAGGCUGAUGGUGAGCUUCAAAGUGCUGUACACCGUGGGCUACGCGCUGUCACUCCUCACCCUCGUCUCCGCUCUGCUCGUCCUCACCGUCUUCAGGAAGCUGCACUGCACCAGGAACUACAUCCACGCCAACCUCUUCGCCUCCUUCGGGCUGCGGGCCACCUCGGUGAUGGUGAAGGACGCGCUGCUGGAGAGGCGCUGGGGCGCGGAGGUGCUGCAGGUGGCCGACUGGCAGGCGCUGCUCAGCCACGAGGCGGCGCUGGGCUGCCGUGUGGCGCAGGUGCUGAUGCAGUACUGCAUCCUGGCCAACCACUACUGGUUCCUGGUGGAGGCCGUCUACCUCUACAAGCUGCUGAUCGGCGCCGUCUUCUCCGAGAAGAACUACUACCGGCUCUACCUGUACCUGGGCUGGGGGACCCCCGUGGUGUUCGUGGUGCCCUGGAUGGCCGCCAAGUACCUGAAGGAGAACGCAGAGUGCUGGGCGCUGAACGAGAACAUGGCUUACUGGUGGAUCAUCCGCAUCCCCAUCCUGCUCGCCUCCAUGAUCAACCUGCUGAUCUUCAUGCGGAUCCUCAAGGUGAUCCUGGCCAAGCUGCGCGCCAACCAGAAGGGCUACGCCGACUACAAGCUGCGGCUGGCCAAAGCCACGCUGACGCUCAUCCCCCUCUUCGGGAUCCACGAAGUCGUCUUCAUCUUCGCCACCGAUGAGCAAACCACGGGCAUCCUGCGCUACAUCAAGGUCUUCUUCACGCUCUUCCUCAACUCCUUCCAGGGUUUCCUGGUGGCCGUGCUGUACUGCUUCGCCAACAAGGAGGUGAAGUCGGAGAUGAAGAAGAAGUGGCAGCUGUGGAAGCUCGACCACCCCGCGCUCUGCUGCACGCGGUGAGAGCGGCACCGCAGGGCUCUGCUCCGGGUGCUGGAGGCUCUGACCCCAACGCCCACAGUGGGGGAGCAGCCACCGCCAGCCCCACACGCGUGUGCAGAGCAGCGAGGGGCCGGGCCCACCGCCCGCUGCCCCCAGCCCCAGCUGUGAGCUGGCACCUACCUCUGCCGGCACCUGGGCAGGAGCCCAGCCGUCCCAUCCUGAGCUGUGCCAGCACCGCGCCGGCAUCGCUGCGCUCCUGCUCUCCUUUCCUACCCCGGGGCCAUCUUGCCACCAUCGCGAGAGCUCUGCGAGGCGUCGUGCAUCGAGGUGCUGCAGCAGCUGCUCGCCGCCUUCGCCCCAGCGCGCUGCACGGAGCAACCCCCCCGCCCUCUUUGCUCCCCUCCAGCUGCCGGCUCCCCUCCCCAGCACUGCCCCGUGCCCUGACGCCGCUCAGCGUCCCACCUGCAGCUGCUUUGCUGCAGUAGGAGCCCCCCCCCCCAGCUCUGGCCGUGGUGCCCCGAUAACCGAGCACAGCAGCAGGUGCCCCCCCUGCCCCCCCAGCUCCUCGCUGUUUCCUUCAGUAGCAGAGCAGCCGUGCAGCCCAGGCUGCGGUUCCCAUCGCGCGGUGCUUGGCCUGGCGGAAAAGGCCGCUCCAGCAGCAGGGAGGAGGCAGCUCUCACCCUCCACUCCAUGCAGGUGGAUAAAGGCUGUUCUCGCCCACCCAGCCCCUGCCUUAUGUCCGAGCUCCUCUGGGUGGAGGAGGCUGCUCCGGGCUCUGUGGCGGAGCUGGAGGUUUGCCGGACAGAUGUAACCCCCCCCCCCCCGGGAGACCACUUUGCACACUGACUCUUUUCAGAUGUAAAUAAACGUUUAUUUUUCAGCGA
Molecule: messenger RNA, 2290 nt
Organism: Numida meleagris (helmeted guineafowl)
Lineage: Eukaryota; Metazoa; Chordata; Aves; Galliformes; Numididae
Product: glucagon receptor-like
Exons: 14
Coding region: 135-1427 (430 amino acids)
Biological process (GO): cell surface receptor signaling pathway; adenylate cyclase-modulating G protein-coupled receptor signaling pathway
Cellular component (GO): plasma membrane
Molecular function (GO): peptide hormone binding; glucagon receptor activity
Source: RefSeq, a predicted model, not a curated record